Molecule: messenger RNA, 4281 nt
Organism: Strongylocentrotus purpuratus (purple sea urchin)
Lineage: Eukaryota; Metazoa; Echinodermata; Echinoidea; Camarodonta; Strongylocentrotidae
Product: glucoside xylosyltransferase 1-like
Exons: 9
Coding region: 187-1932 (581 amino acids)
Biological process (GO): protein O-linked glycosylation via N-acetylgalactosamine
Molecular function (GO): UDP-xylosyltransferase activity
Source: RefSeq, a predicted model, not a curated record
CAUUAUUACUUGAGCGUACACUAUGUAACCUGAAUUAGCAAAGCAUGUGGGAAUUUCGAUUUAUGGAAACGCAGUUUGGUAUUAAACAGCAAACAGCUCUGUUCACCGACCCGUAGGACCGUGUUUGUUAUUCAGAUAUUCUUGAAGUCAUUUUGGGAUUUUUAAGUAGCUGGCAAAAACAUUCCAAUGCUUUUGCAUCAAUUCGCACUCUUCACGCCAUUUUUCUACGUGAUUUUUGGCGAAAUUUUACCUUCUCGAUCAGGGAAAAUGAGGCUGAAAUUAAAGACGCUGACUGUAUUAUGUGUGUGCGUGGGCUUGAUAGCACUUUGUGGCUAUUUCUACCGGGGAAUUAGCGGGGAAGAAGAUUAUGAUGGUCGGCUAGCUGCUCAAGGUGCUUUCGAUGACUCGAUACUACACGUGAAAGUACCGGGCCAGGUACGGCGGAAACAAGGCCCAAAGAGGGAGCGAUUGCAAAAUAUUCUUGAAGAAGAAAUUGUGGGUAAUCUCAUGAAACAGGUAGGAAAAGAAUAUAAACAUGUUGUGGAGAAAAAGGUGCACAGAGUUAACCCGCCAGCAAGAAAGGCGAGAAAGGAUUUCCCCGAACCAAUCAGCUUGAAGCCGCAGCAACCAAAGCCAGCUGACGGAAGGCAAAAGCUCCCCAAUGAAGCCCCCCUGAAGCCUCCAGUGGAUGCCCCUCGACCACAAGCACCACAGCGCCCCGCCCAGCCCCCCGCCCAGCACCCUGCCCAGCCCCCUGGUAAUAAUAAGCCCCGCCCUCCAGCCAUCAAUCAGCCAGCUCCCCAACCCCCUCAGCUCGACACACGUGACAUUAAUCAAGCACGACUUGAUGCAGCAAAACAAAAACAGUUGAAAGACAGAAUUAAACUGGAGCAAUCCCAGCAUGCAGCUCAACAUAAACAGGAAGUUAACAUGGCAGGUGCUUCUGGGAAGCCGCCAGGAUCAGACUCUGUGAUUAAUCUAUCAGUGGUAUGCUGCGGAGAUAGAACCAACGAGACGCUCGUCAUGUUGAAAAGUGCGACGGUCCUCACUCAACAAUUGAUGCAUUUUCACAUCUUUGCUGAAGACGAAUUACAGGCUGGAAUCGCUCAGAGGCUGAAUGCGUGGCCCUCCGUUUACCGGCGUAAAUUUGCUUUCAGUCUUCACCCGAUAUCGUUCCCGCCCGGAGAAGAUCCAGCGAAAUGGAAGAAAGUCUUUAAGACGUGCGCUACCCAACGGCUCUUCCUCCCUGAUCUCCUACCGAAUGUAGAUUCCCUGCUGUAUGUGGACACGGAUAUCUUGUUCAUCCGCCCAGUAGAGGAGAUUUAUAGUUUCUUCAAGCAAUUCAAUUCCACUCAGAUGGCGGCCCUGGCCCCUGAACACGAGGCGAAGAACAUUGGAUGGUACAACCGUUUUGCGCGGCACCCUUACUACGGUGAGACAGGAAUGAACUCUGGCGUGAUGCUGAUGAACUUGACUCGGAUGAGGCGCUUUGGAUGGACGCAGACGAUUGUUCCUCUGUAUCAUGAAUACAAGCUCAAGAUUACAUGGGGAGACCAGGAUCUAAUCAAUAUACUAUUCCAUGACUAUCCACAGGGACUUUUCCCCUAUGCGUGCGAGUGGAACUAUCGGCCCGACCAUUGCAUGUACUCCAAUAACUGCCAUAGGACGAAUGAGCAUGGGAUAGCGGUCAUACACGGGAACAGAGGGGUUUAUCACAACAUGAAGCAGCCGGCUUUCAGAGCUAUCUAUGAGUCUUUUAGAGACUAUACUUUUGGAGCGGACCUCGAGAAGGGUUUGAUCGAGCCACUUAAGCAUCACCUAACCGCACAUAACAUAGAGAAGAACUAUUGUGCCAAAGCAGUCUUUGAACCAGUCACUUCAACACUAAGGAAAUAUGCAGACCAGGUUAUUCCCAUCAAAGAUCCUGUAUGAUGAAGCCUACAUUGGCAGGAAGAUGUGUGACUCCAGGGAUGAAAAUGGGGUCUUUAUAACAGUCACUUCUAAAGUAAAGAGACAAUCUGACAAAGUUAAUUCCACUAUAAAGCUCCUGUAUGAUAAAGCCUACAUGCGCAGAAAGAUGUGUUACUCCGGUAAUGUAUAUGUAGUCUUUAUAACAGUCACUUCUAUAGUAAGGAGACACUUAGACCAAGUUAUUUCCACUAAAACUCCUGUACGAUAAAGCCUUUAUGUAUACAGGAUGAUUUGUGACUUCAGCAAUACAGUAGGAGACACAUAAUAUCUAAAUAAUCUAGAUAUUUGCAGGUGAUUUGCCUGAGAGUUUCCAAUGUGAUUUCAAAGUUUUUAACGUGACCUCUGGCACUCCCUGUGCAGGUCACGUGAAUAUUUGAUUUGUACAUAAAUUCGGAUUGCUAGUAGAUCUAGUAGUACACCGAGGUCCUUUUCAAAGAGAUUAAUCUACCUUUGCCUCGAUCACUGUCUGUAUUAAAAAUAAUAAUAAUAAUACUCAGUUUUUGUAUAGAGCUUAUUACAAUCACGAAGCGCUUCCAAACUUGUAGGUUAUUACCCCUGCUUUAGCCGUGCUGCCAUUAUGGCGCUCUAGCAUUUCAAAGAAUUAAUUCCUGCCAGGUACCCAUUUACAUCACCUGGGUUGAGUGUGGCAAAUGUCGAUGAAUGUCUUGCCAAAGGACAUUAGUGCUGUGACGUGUCUCGAACCGCGGACCUUAAGAUCCGACAGUCCAGCGACUUAACCACUCAAGGACUACUUGAGAUGCUAUUAAUGACAGCCAUGCUGAUAAUCAUUUAGUGCCAGACAAUCUGACAGACGUGAAGGCUUUACAAGAAUCCACUAUUAUUAUUAUUACUAUUACAGCAUUAUUAUUAGUAUCAUUAUUAUCAAUGGUGAAGUAAUAUAAAACAUGGGGCAUGGCUGAAAUUAGCACCAGCACCUUGCUAUACGUGUACAGCUAAAUUAAAUCUUUUGGACAAUGUCCAUUUAUCUGUAAAGCUUCCUUUUACCACCUUCAUUCCUAUUUCUAUAUUUAUUCAAGAAAGGAUGAACAAACUGUAUCUGUGUCUGUUAUCUUCAUGUAUUUUAUAGUUUCUGAGAUUCUUGUGUGUCUGAGUUAAAGGGGAAUUCCACCCUUAGAAUAAGUUUGUUUUAAUAUUAGGAGAAAAUGAGAACAGAUCAGUGAAACUUUGAGAAAAAUCGGACAAUAAAUGAGACAGUAUUGGAUAUUUUAAAUCCAUAGCUUUUCAUGAAAUACUUCAAAUCUGUGAGUCAAAUUGGCCACCCGGUCUCUAAAUAUGAUGUCACCCCCUCAUAUUUUAUUAUAUGUUGAAUGCAAGAAAUUUCAUUAAAUUUUAUUUUGAUCAAAAGAUAUAUUUUGUCCUGCCUAUCUUGAUCAAAUAUCACAGAUAGCAUGUUCUUUCGUACAAAUCCAUAUAAGAUGGGUCUACUACUUUAUUAACAUUCAUAGAAAUGGAGAGUUUAUGUCAUUCUGUCAUUCAGAUCAGUGGUGAAUUUUGAAGGGAUGACAUCACAACAUUCUGACUGAAUUGUCAUUUAGUCUCACAGAUUCCAUGUUUUUCAUGAUUUCAACAGAUUCAUAACUUUCUUAUUUGUUGUCCGAUUUUUCUCAAACUUUCAGUGAAUUGUUUCUCAUAUUUUUCUACUUCUAUUAAAACCAAUUUUAUAUCAGGGUGGAAUUCCCCUUUAACUAUUAUGCGUGAUUCUAUGCAAUGUUUCCCUUUAAUACGACAUAUGACAUCACUUUAAUUCAUCUCGAAAAUUUCCUGUUAUAACCGCUAGCUGAUAGUUAUUUAUGAUAACACUAGCGAUCGAUCGUCUCAAGAUAUUUUCACUUUUUUGACGAAAUUGAAAAAAAGACAUAUUUCCUAAGUGAUACAUUGCAUACAGAAUCGCCCUUUAACAGUUUCUGUUAUAUAACAGUACAGAUAUUGGAGUGCCACAAUCGACUUUUGUCACACAAACAGUGUGUGUAUAAAUAAAUAUAUUUACUCCAGACAAUGUAGUAGCAUGGGGUUUUGGUCUUUAGUAUGUAAAGAAUACAAAUCAUUUUUGUGUGCAGAGAGCCAGUAGGGCAUUAACGUUAAGGAGGUGCGAUGGCUCAGUGGUAGAUCAGUGGUCUCAAAACCGGGACGUCAAGGGUUCGAAAGCAGGUCGAUGCGCCAGUGCCCUUUGGUACUGGUGCAUCCUUAUUACCAUGUCCCUCAGAGAGGACUUAAAGCCGUCGGUCCCCUUGUUUGCAUACUUACAAUCAUUCACAUGCUUUCUUAGCAUUCAGGUAAAACAAACAAAGU